Molecule: messenger RNA, 1750 nt
Organism: Poecile atricapillus (Black-capped chickadee)
Lineage: Eukaryota; Metazoa; Chordata; Aves; Passeriformes; Paridae
Product: sodium/calcium exchanger 2-like
Exons: 2
Biological process (GO): calcium ion import across plasma membrane; cell communication; sodium ion transmembrane transport
Cellular component (GO): postsynapse; axon; sarcolemma
Molecular function (GO): calcium:sodium antiporter activity
Source: RefSeq, a predicted model, not a curated record
CCCCCCCCCAAUGGAGCUUUAACGGCGGCCGGGCGGCGGGAGCGGACCGAGGGGGGAACAGGCUCCUCCUGGGCGCCAUGGCGGCGCUGGCCCCGUCCUUGGCGGCCUGGCUGCUGCUGCUGAGCCCUCGCGGCUGCGGGCUCUGCGGCGGCCGACGGCCCCAACGGGACGUGCCGGGGCUCGGCGCGCUGCCAGCCCGGCGUCCUCCUGCCCGUGUGGCAGCCCGGACGAGCCGGCGGCCGGCGACAAGGCGGCGCGCGCCAUCGUCUACUUCGUGGCCAUGAUGUACCUGUUCCUGGGCGUCUCCAUCAUCGCCGACCGCUUCAUGGCCUCCAUCGAGGUGAUCACCUCGCGGGAGAAGGAGAUCACCGUCACCAAGGCCAACGGCGAGACCAGCGUGGGCACGGUGCGCAUCUGGAACGAGACGGUUUCCAACCUGACGCUGAUGGCGCUGGGCUCGUCGGCGCCCGAGAUCCUCCUGUCGCUCAUCGAGGUGUGCGGGCACCGCUUCCAGGCCGGCGAGCUCGGCCCCGGCACCAUCGUGGGCAGCGCCGCCUUCAACAUGUUCGUGGUGAUCGCCGUCUGCGUCUACGCCAUCCCGGCGGGCGAGAGCCGGCGCAUCAAGCACCUGCGCGUCUUCUUCGUCACGGCCUCCUGGAGCAUCUUCGCCUACAUCUGGCUCUACCUCAUCCUGGCCGUCAUCACGCCGGGCGUGGUGCAGGUGUGGGAGGCCUUCCUCACCUUGCUCUUCUUCCCGGCCUGCGUGGUGUUCGCCUGGGCGGCCGACAAGCGGCUGCUCUUCUACAAGUACGUCUACAAGCGCUACCGCGCCGACCCGCGCAGCGGCAUCAUCAUCGGCACCGAGGCCGAGCGCCCACCCAAGGACCUGGAGGCCGACGGCGGCUUCCCGGCGCCGGCCGAGCCCGAGCCCGGCGCCGCCUCGGCGUCGCCAACGGCCGAGGAGAAGGAGCUGGACGAGAGCCGGCGGGAGGUGAUCCAGAUCCUGAAGGAGCUGAAGCAGAAGCACCCGGAGAAGGAGCUGGAGCAGCUGAUGGACGCCGCCAACUACAUGGCGCUGGUGCACCAGCAGAAGAGCCGCGCCUUCUACCGCAUCCAGGCCACGCGGCUCAUGACCGGCGCCGGCAACGUGCUGAAGAAACACGCGGCCGAGGCGGCGCGGCGCUCGCCGGCGGCGGGCGGCGAGGAGGACGAGGAGGAGGAGGAGGACGAGGCGUGCAGCCGCAUCUUCUUCGAGCCGUGCCUGUACCACUGCCUGGAGAACUGCGGCUCGGUGACGCUGGCCGUGGCGUGCCAGCAGGGCCUGGGCGCCAACCAAACCUUCUACGUGGAUUUCCGCACCGAGGACGGCUCGGCCAAGGCGGGCUCGGACUACGAGUACAGCGAGGGGACCCUCAUCUUCAAGCCGGGCGAGACGCGCAAGGAGCUGGCCAUCGGCAUCAUCGAUGAUGAUAUCUUCGAGGAGGACGAGCAUUUCUUCGUGCGGCUGCUGAACCUGCGGGUGGGCGACGCCGAGGGCAUGUUCGAGGCCGACUGCGAGGAGCACCCCAAGGGCAAGCUGGUGGCGCCGCUGGUGGCCACCGUCACCAUCCUGGACGACGACCACGCCGGCAUCUUCGGCUUCCGGGAGCGCUCGGUGCGGGUGAGCGAGUGCCAGGGCCACGUGGAGGUGACGGUGGUGCGCAGCUCCGGCGCCCGCGGCACCGUCAUGGUGCCCUUCCGCACCGUGGAG